ACUGUCUACCACACCCUGGCCUGUUACAGAGACUGUCUACCACACCCUGACCUGUUACAGAGACUGUCUACCACACCCUGGCCUGUGACAGAGACUGUCUACCACACCCUGGCCUGUUACAGAGACUGUCUACCACACCCUGACCUGUUACAGAGACUGUCUACCACACCCUGGCCUGUGACAGAGACCGUCUACCACACCCUGGCCUGUUACAGAGACUGUCUACCACACCCUGGCCUGUUACAGAGACUGUCUACCACACCCUGGCCUGUGACAGAGACCGUCCUACCACACCCUGACCUGUUACACGAGACUGUCUACCACACCCUGGCCUGUUACAGAGACCGUCUACCCACAACCCUGGCCUGUUACAGAGACUGUCUACCACACCCUGGCCUGUUACAGAGACUGUCUACCACACCCUGGCCUGUUACAGAGACUGUCUACCACACCCUGGCCUGUUACAGAGACCGUCUACACACCACCCUGGCCUGUGACAGAGACCGUCUACACACGCCCUGAACCUGUUACAGAGACUGUCUAACCACACCCUGGCCUGUGACAGAGACGUCUACCACACCCUGGCCUGUGACCGAGACUGUCUACCACACCUGGCCUGUGACAGAGACCGUCUACCACACCCUGGCCUGUUACAGAGACUGUCUACCACCACCACACCCUGACCUGUUACAGAACUGGUCUACCACACCCUGGCCUGUUACAGAGACUGUCUACCACACCCUGACCUGUUACAGAGACUGUCUACCACACCCUGGCCUGUGACAGAGACUGUCUACCACACCCUGGCCUGUGACAGAGACUGUCUACCACACCCUGGCCUGUGACAGAGACCGUCUACCACACCCUGGCCUGUUACAGAGACUGUCUACCACACCCUGGCCUGUGACAGAGACUGUCUACCACACCCUGGCCUGUGACAGAGACCGUCGUACCACACCCUGGCCUGUACGAGACUGUCCUACCACACCUGGCCUGUGACAGGAGACCGUCUACCAACACCCUGGCCUGUUACGAGACUGUCUACCACACCUGGCCUGUUACAGAGACUGUCUACCACACCCUGCCUGUUACAGGGGAACGGUUCUACCCAACACCUGGCCAUGUUACAGAGACUGUCUACCACACCCUGGCCUGUUUACAGAGACUGUCUACCACACACCUGGCCUGGUUACAGAGACUGUCUACCACACCCUGGCCUGUGACAGAGACUGUCUACCACACCCUGGCCUGUGACAGAUACCGUCUACCACACCCUGGCCUGUUACAGAGACCGUCUACCACACCCUGGCCUGUUACAGAGACUGUCUACCACACCCUGGCCUGUUACAGAGACCGUCUACCACACCCUGGCCUGUUACAGAGACUGUCUACCACACCCUGGCCUGUUACAGAGACUGUCUACCACACCCUGGCCUGUGAUAGAGACCGUCUACAACAGAGGCAGAGGAGAGGAGAGUGGAGAGGGGAGGCAGAGGAGAGGAGAGGAGAGGGGAGAGGAGAGGGGAGAGGAGAGGGAGAGGAGAGGCAGAGAGGAGAGGCAGAGGGGAGAGGAGAGGGAGAGGGGAGAGGAGAGGCAGAGAGGAGAGGGGAGAGCAGAGAGUGCCAUACCAACUCCAUCCCUCUCUCACCUCCUUCAUCUCGACAGACUCAGCUCUGUCCUCUCGCUAAUACUCCCAUAUUGUUAUUCUGUUUCAGCUGUGCCAUCGAGUGUUAUUAUCAGUCUCUUCUUUGUGUGUGUUGUUUCAGGUAUGCCAGCCUGUAUUUCUGCUGUGCCAUCGAGGACCAGGACAACGAGCUGAUCACACUAGAGAUCAUCCACAGAUACGUGGAACUACUGGAUAAGUACUUUGGCAGUGUACGUAUCCAUCUAUUCCCUAUUCCCUACUCCCUAUUCCCUACUCCCUAUUCCCUAUUCCCUAUUCCCUACUCCCUACUCCCCACUCCCUAUUCCCCACUCCCUAUUCCCUACUCCCUACUCCCUACUCCCCAUUCCCUACUCCCUACUCCCUACUCCCUAUUCCCUAUUCCCUAAUCCCUACUCCCUAUUCCCCACUCCCUAUUCCCUACUCCCUACUCCACACUCCCUAUUCCCUAUUCCCUGAUUCCCUAUUCCCCACUUCCCUAUUCCCCUUACUCCCCCACUCCCUAGUCCCAAUUCCCCACUCCCUAUUCCCCAUCCCUAUUCCCUAAUUCCCCCACGUCCCCUAUCCUACCCCCCCCUACUCCCCACUCCCUAUUCCCACUUCCCUAUUCCCACUCCCUACCCCUCCCCACUCCCUUCCCUACUCCCCACUCCCUAUUCCCUAUUCCCUACUGCCCCACUCCCCAUUCCCUACUCCCUACUCCCUACUCCCCACUCCCUGUUCCCUACUCCCCACUCCCUACUCCCUAUUCCCUAUUCCCUACUCCCCACUCCCUAUUCCUAUUCCCUACUCCCUACUUCCCCACUCCCUGUUCCCUACUCCCCACUCCCUAUUCCCUAUUCCACUACUCCCCACCUCCCUGUUCCCUACUCCCCAUCCUAUUCCCCACUCCCUGUCCCUAAUCCCCACUCCCCAUUCCCCAUUCCCCCAUGCCCUACGCCCCACUCCCAGUCCCAACUCCCAUUCCCGAUUCCCCACUCCCCAGCCUACUCCCCACUGGCCUAUUCCCCACCUCCCUAUUCCCUACGUCCCCACCCCUAAUCCCUACUUCCGAUUCCCUACUCCUGAUCCCUAUUCCUAUUCCCUAAUCCUACUCCCUAUUUCCCCACUCCCUAUUCCAUACUCCCCACUCCCUAUUCCCUACUCCCUACUUCCUAUUCCCCACUCCCUAUUCCCUACUCCCCACUCCCUAUUCCCUACUCCCCACUCCCUAUUCCCUAUCCCCACUCCCUAUUCCCUAAUCCCCACUCCCUAUUCCCUAUUCCCCACUCCCUAUUCCCUACUCCCUACUCCCCACUCCCUGUUCCCUACUCCCCACUCCCUAUUCCCUAUUCCCCACUCCCUAUUCCCCACUCCCUAUUCCCCACUCCCCUGUUCCCUAAUCCCCACUCCCUACUCCCUACUCCCUACUCCCCACUCCCUAUUCCCUAUUCCCUACUCCCCACUCCCUAUUCCCUAUUCCCUACUCCCUAUUCCCUAUUCCCUACUCCCCACUCCCUAUUCCCCACUCCCUGUUCCCUACUCCCCACUCCCUAUUCCCUACUCCCUACUCCCCACUCCCUGUUCCCUACUCCCCACUCCCUAUUCCCUACUCCCUACUCCCCACUCCCCUAUUCCCUACUCCCCACUCCCUGUUCCCUACUCCCCACUCCCUAUUCCCCACUCCCUGUUCCCUAAUCCCCACUCCCUAUUCCCCACUCCCCAUUCCCUACUCCCCACUCCCUAUUCCCCACUCCCCAUUCCCUAUUCCCCACUCCCCAUUCCCUACUCCCCACUUCCUAUUCCCCACUCCCUAUUCCCUACUCCCCACUCCCUAAUCCCUACUUCCUAUUCCCUACUCCUUAUUCCCUAUUCCCUAUUCCCUAAUCCCUACUCCCUAUUCCCCACUCCCUAUUCCCCUACUUCCUAUUCCCCACUCCCUAUUCCCUACUCCCUACUCCCUACUCCCUACUCCCCACUCCCUAUUCCCUAUUCCCUACUCCCCACUCCCUAUUCCCUACUCCCCACUCCCUAUUCCCUAUUCCCUACUCCCCACUCCCUAUUCCCUAUUCCCUACUCCCUAUUCCCUAUUCCCUAUUCCCCACUCCCUACUUCCUAUUCCCCACUCCCUAUUCCCUACUCCCCACUCCCUAUUCCCUACUCCCCACUCCCUAUUCCCUAUUCCCCACUCCCUAUUCCCUAAUCCCCACUCCCUAUUCCCUACUCCCCACUCCCUAUUCCCUACUCCCCACUCCCUAUUCCCUAAUCCCCACUCCCUAUUCCCUAUUCCCCACUCCCUAUUCCCUAAUCCCUACUUCCUAUUCCUGUGUUCUGACUGACGCCCUCCAUUGUGCUAGCUUUGUUUCAGUUUAAUUUUGGAAGGUCUACUUCAUCCUGUGUGUGUGUGUGUGUGUGUGUGUGUGUGUGUGUGUGUGUCAUUUUUUGGGGGUAUCUGUACUUUACUUUACUAUUUAUAUUUUUUAUAACUUUUACUUCACUACAUUCCUAAAGAAAAUAAUGUACUUUUUACUGACAUUUACCAUGACACCCAAAAGUACUCGUUACAUUUUGAAUGCAAAUCAAUUUAUAACAUUUUUGACAGGCGUUUUUCUGGUUUUUUGUUGUUGUUAUUCUGUCUCUCACUGUUCAAAUGAACCUACCAUUAAAAUGAUAGUCUGAUCAUGUCUUUGUCAGUGGGCAAACAUACAAAAUCAGCAGGGGAUCAAAUACUUUUUCCCCUCACUGUAGCAGGACAGGAAAAUUGUCAAAUUAUCGCACUUAUCAUGAGAACAUCCUUGGUCAUCCUUGGUCAUCCCUACUGCCUCUCAGUGGUGUCAUGGAUGCCAAGGGAAGGCAGGCUUCCUAAAACAUUUACCAAUAUUUUUUAAAUAUAUAUAUACACAAAAAGUAUCUUUCGUCUCUCUGUGUGUCAUAAUUUUCCUUCAAUUCGCAAGAGGCUGAAUGUAUCUCAUUGGAGAAAGCAUCCGAGUGAGCGAAACAGCGCCCCCCUGUGUCUGGAUGUUUAGGCCGUCUAUCUGAGGCUGUCUGGUCCAAACAGCGCCCCCCUGUGUCUGGAUGUUUAGGCCAUCUAUCUGAGGCUGUCUGGUCCAAACAGCGCCCCCCUGUGUCUGGAUGUUUAGGCCAUCUAUCUGAGGCUGUCUGGUCCAAACAGCGCCCCCCUGUGUCUGGAUGUUUAGGCCGUCUAUCUGAGGCUGUCUGGUCCAAACAGCGCCCCCCUGUGUCUGGAUGUUUAGGCCGUCUAUCUGAGGCUGUCUGGUCCAAACAGCGCCCCCCCUGUGUCUGGAUGUUUAGGCCGUCUAUCUGAGGCUGUCUGGUCCAAACAGCGCCCCCCUGUGUCUGGAUGUUUAGGCCGUCUAUCUGAGGCUGUCUGGUCCAAACAGCGCCCCCCCUGUGUCUGGAUGUUUAGGCCGUCUAUCUGAGGCUGUCUGGUCCAAACAGCGCCCCCCUGUGUCUGGAUGUUUAGGCCGUCUAUCUGAGGCUGUCUGGUCAUAAAGAGCAUGACGUUGUUGUUUCCCGUAGCAUUGAAUGCUAGGGAAGCCAGCGAGCAUGGAUGGAGAUGGGGAUUUGCACUUGUGGUUUUACUUAAUUCUCCGUACUAGCCAAAGAUUAUAACGGCGAUUCUGAUCCAACCAUUAAUUCAUACAUUGUUGUGCCCCUGGCCUGAUAGGAUGGAAGUUCAAUAUGUAGCUAGAUGUAGAAGGCUAAUGCUAACUAGCUAACGUUGCCCAUGAAUGGAAGUUAUGCUAGCUAGCAUUCUAGCCACGUAGCCUAGGACAACAACAAAUAAAAGCGUGUACUGAGUCAUAGACCAUUUUGUCAACAUUGGUGUUACUCUACAAGGAGGGUGAGUCAUUGGCGUUACUCUACAAGGAGGGUGAGUCAUUGGCGUUACUCUACAAGGAGGGUGAGUCAUUGGCGUUACUCUACAAGUAGGGUGAGUCAUUGGCGUUACUCUACAAGGAGGGUGAGUCAUUGGCGUUACUCUACAAGUGAAUCAACAUGUUUUUUCUACUUGCACACACACAUUUUUUCAUUUGAGUCAUUUGGCUCUUAUCCAGAGCCACUUGCAGGAGUGAGUGCAUACAUUUUCGUAUUGGUCCCCCGUGGGAAUCAAACCCACAACCCUGGUGUUGCAAGCGCCAUGCUCUACCAACCGAGCCACACGGGACCACACACAUACAGAGAAAUCAGAACCACGGACAGCCACAUCAUAUUUAGUUUACGUUGAUUGGACUAAAUGGUUUUUGGUAUAUUUUAGUUGUUCUGGAAUAGUGGAGGCAGCUCCUGUUUUCUUUGCGACUUGUGGUAACUCUCCGUGGUAACUCUCCGUGGUAACUCUCCGUGGUAACUCUCCGUGGUAACUCUCCGUGGUUCUAAAGCAGUAGCUGUUUAGUAGUCUGAAAAUGUCGGAAACAUUAAGUUGCUUGGCCAUGCUGUCAUUUUCUAUUAAGGUAUCUUUGACAAAUAGGUACUUUUUCCACCACUGUGUGUGUGUGUGUGUGUGUGUGUGUGUGUGUGUGUGUGUGUUACAGGUGUGUGAGCUGGACAUCAUAUUUAACUUUGAGAAGGCCUACUUCAUCCUGGAUGAGUUCUUGCUGGGAGGAGAGGCUCAGGAGACGUCCAAGAAGAUUGUACUAAAGGCAAUAGAACAAGCUGACCUACUGCAGGAGGUAAAAUACCUCACUGAGCCCAAGACAGGGACCUCUCUAAUC
Molecule: messenger RNA, 6376 nt
Organism: Coregonus sp. 'balchen'
Lineage: Eukaryota; Metazoa; Chordata; Actinopteri; Salmoniformes; Salmonidae
Source: the annotation of a GenBank genome assembly